Molecule: messenger RNA, 1992 nt
Organism: Bipolaris sorokiniana ND90Pr
Lineage: Eukaryota; Fungi; Ascomycota; Dothideomycetes; Pleosporales; Pleosporaceae
Exons: 4
Coding region: 1-1992 (663 amino acids)
Biological process (GO): mRNA export from nucleus
Cellular component (GO): THO complex part of transcription export complex
Molecular function (GO): protein binding; oxidoreductase activity
Source: RefSeq, a predicted model, not a curated record
AUGCCGCCCCCAGUCCGCGCGCGUCCGAUCAAGAAAGAUGACUUCGAGACGGUCUUUAAGAAACUCAAGACAUCCGUCUACCAAGACAGCGUGCGCCCGGCCGCCGUCUCGUCGUCGCAUUACAUCCGCUCGAUAUCGUGGAACGCCUCUGGAACUUUUAUCGCCACGGGAGCUGCAGACAAGACAUUGCGCAUAUGGAAUCCCGAGAAAACCAACGUUAAGAACUCCACCGAGCUUCGUACGCCCAACGUGCCUCCCUUGACCAACCUCGAACGCGUAUCUUUCCACCCCAUCAAUGAGAAUGAGCUUGCAAGCUGCGGUACCGAUGGUAUGGUCAGAUUCUGGGAUAUUCGCUCCAAAGCUAGUGUGGGCGAGGUCAAGGUCGGCGAGCAGCCCUUUACGCUGGCAUGGACACCAGAUGGCAAUGAAAUCGUUGUAGGACGAAAGGACAACCUGCUCGUCAAUGUCGAUAGAGCAGCUCUUAGUAUCAUCUCCGAGCACCGUCAGCCCCUCCAGACUAACCAGUGUGUCUUUGAUUGGUCCGGUAACCACCUUUACUCGACAGCUGGUGAUGGAAGCGUUAGGUUACUACGCUAUCCGUCGUUCGAAAACGCUCUCACACUGAACGCCCAUACUUCUGCAUGCUAUGCUGUCUCCAUGUCACCUAGCGGCGAAUACCUGGCAGCUGGCGGAGGAGAUGCGUUAGUUUCACUUUGGGAUACACAGGAAUGGAUUUGCGUGAGAACCUUGGAGUUGACAGGAGGCCUCGUUAAGAGCGUGGACUUCUCGUUUGAUGGCAGCUACAUUACAGCUGGCUCCGACGACAAGGAAGAAAAGAAGAUUCGCAUCGCGCAUGUUGAAUCGGGCGAAACUGUGCACACCAUUGAUGUUCCUACACCCGCAGCGCACGUCGCAUGGCACCCAUGCCGAUAUAUACUGGCCUAUUCAGCCGACAACCUGGGCCUCAAGAUUCUGCCGUUUUCUACAAGUCUCAAACGUUUACAAUACUCUCGAAUUAGACUGGUCACCAUGGACGUCACAGCACCCAUACAACCGAAUAGCCUAUUCUCCGCCAAGGGACUGGUAGUAGUUAUUACCGGCGGCGGCUCUGGACUCGGCCUCGCCAUAGCCUCAGCACUCUACCAAAACGGCGCUGAAAAAGUCUACAUCCUCGGCCGCCGACAAGACGUCCUCCGCAACGCCAUCUCCAACCUCCAAUCAGACAUAGCAUACAAACCGCAUAGCACUUCCGUCCUCAACGACAUCGUCUGCGAUGUCACCGACCUCGACUCCGUCAAGGCCGCCGCCGAGCAUAUCAAGAAAGAUGUUGGCUACGUCGACGUGCUAAUCAACAAUGCCGGUGUCCUUGGGCCGAGAAACGGACAGGACAUCUACAAAGCAUCGUCCAUCCACGAACUCGCCGACGCAAUGACAUCAGACUACGAUGGCUGGGCCAGUGCCAUGGCGAUCAACACGCAAUCCGUCAUCGGUGUCUCCGCGACUUUCCUCCCUCUGCUCGAAGCAGCAAAUACACGCCGUGGAUGGGCACCGGGCAAGGUCACCGGCACAGGGAACCCGCGUGCCCGUGACACGGCGAAGCUGGCAGAACAUGGUAUCGACGCCGACGAUGACCGCAUGGCGCACAUCAUCACCGUUGCAUCCGUCGCUUCGUACAUGCGCUGGGUCUCCGCGGGUCUCGCGUACAAUGCCAGUAAAUCCGCUGCCGCGCACUUGGGCAAGAUGAUGGCGACGUUUCUGGCGGAGUGGGGGGUUAGAAGUAAUGUUGUUUGCCCGGGUCCUUAUCCGAGUGAUAUGACGGCGGGUAUUACGCCCGUGUAUGGAACGAGUCAGAUACCGCAGGGACGGAUGGGCGGGUUGAACGACAUUGCGGGGUUGAUGCUUUUUUUGGUGGGCAAGGGGGGCGCGUAUGUUAAUGGGGUUGCACAGUUGACGGAUGGAGGGAGGGCGGGGGUGUUUCCUGCUACGUAUUAG